Molecule: messenger RNA, 8110 nt
Organism: Mugil cephalus (flathead mullet)
Lineage: Eukaryota; Metazoa; Chordata; Actinopteri; Mugiliformes; Mugilidae
Product: zinc finger protein 516-like
Exons: 7
Coding region: 974-4378 (1134 amino acids)
Biological process (GO): regulation of DNA-templated transcription
Cellular component (GO): nucleus
Molecular function (GO): DNA-binding transcription factor activity, RNA polymerase II-specific; RNA polymerase II cis-regulatory region sequence-specific DNA binding
Source: RefSeq, a predicted model, not a curated record
UGCGCAAUCGUUUCGCCUUAUUAUCCAAUUUACCACUCCGUAUCUGUGAAUCACAACAUUUCCGACACCACCUGAAGGCAGCAGCAGCGAAACGACAAGACACGAGAAAGAGAGACAUAUAGAGCGAAGGGAGAGAGAGGGAGAGCGAGAGAGAGAGAGAGAAAGAGAGGAACCUGUACUGUUUUACAGCACAAGGGGAUAGGAAUUCGCGAGAGACAACAAUAAUCAUUCUACACUUAUUUGAGCAAAGUUGAUCCGCGGGUUGCUGUUGUCAGUCGCUGCUCUGGAAGACACAGCGGUCCUUCCCUUCUAUCUCUAUCUGGAUCUGGACUCUUUAACAUUUUGCUUCUGGAGAGCUGCACCGGUCCCAUUUUUCUUUUCUUUUCUUUCUUUUUUUUUUUUUUAAACGAGAGCUCAAGCUGUGUUUUCAACUGUGAAGGGAAUGAAGAAGCGCUGAGGAUGUGGUAACAGGAGGUGCACCGGCAGGGUCAAGCAGGCUUUAGGGUCACUGAGGACAAAGGUGGAUGUUCUGAGGGCUCAAGGUUGUGUCACUGACUGAUGCUGGUGAAGCUCGUAAUACCUGAAGAUGAUGAGGCCGGCUGAGUGAGCAACAGACGAGUGGUGGAUUAGCUUCUCUGAUGGAAAGACAAAACUUUACUCUGCGACUCCAACUCUCUCCCAGUUAUAAAUACUAUGUGCCCAGCCUUUGUUAGCAUGAAAAAGCAAAUUGUUUUUAUGGCGUUGAUUCACUGAAGAUGGAUACGUUUUGUGGCAUCCAUUAACUGAACUUUGCUGAAUCAGCUGCAUUGGUAGCGGCACAAUUGUUGUAUGAUUGAUGUGCAGCUGCAGAUAGCAUUUUAUCUGACCAGCAAAGGCUCAUAAGACAUCCCUAGAUGUGCAGCUGCAGAUAGCAGUAGCUUCUUGUGAUUGAACCUGUGAGAAGCCGGAUAGACAGGGUAGUUUAAUUUACACCAUGAAUCCCAGGGACAGCGUGGAGGUAAUGGAGACCCAGGCGGGAGGUCAGAAGGAGAAGCUAAGUGAAGACAAGGCUAGCCCUGGAAUUGAGAUGGAGGGAGUGGAUGAUAAAAUCCCUGGGGCUUACGACUGCAACAUCUGUGGACGCAGGUUCCCUUUCCUCAGCUCUUUGUCGCAGCACAUGAGACGCCACACGGGUGCACGCCCUUACAAAUGCCCCUACUGUGACCACAGGGCCUCGCAGAAGGGCAACCUUAAGGUCCACAUCCGCAGCCACAAACUGGGCACGCUGUCCAGCCACCACUCCAACGAGGAUGAAGUGGGUGGGGCUGAGGAGGAGGAGAUGAGGGUUUCGGAAGGUCUCGAUGGAGGCACGAGUCCGACAAAGAGCAGCUCCGCCUGUAAUCGCAUGAUCAAUGGGGACGGCAGCGAGGAAAGCCGGAGGAAAGUGCCUGCGAGGAGCAUGAAAAGGGAGAAGUCUGUCACCGAUCAGCGGCCUUUCUGUUGUCGUCUGUGCGGCUACGAGGCCCAGCGGGAAGACCAGCUCCUCAGCCACAUCGAGAAGGUCCACAUAACAGCAGACGCAGAAGAGGAGGCCAUUGUUAAGGAAGAGGCCGUGACUGAAUCCGAAGCCAUCCAACCCCAGGGUGAUGGGACCUUCCCAUGUGAGACUUGUGGCCAGGUCUUCACCCAAGCAUGGUUUUUGAAGUCACACAUGAAGAAACACGCAGGGAUCCUGGACCACUGUUGUCGCAUUUGCGGGAGACGGUUCCGUGAAGCUUGGUUCCUCAAGUCUCACAUGAAAACACACAACACCAGAUCCAGGUCACGGUCAAAACCAGAUCCGGCUGAGCACCCAGCAACCAUCAACGAUGUGGCCCAAGAUCCUGAUGUUGCUGCUGGUUCUGUUGCAUCGAUCUAUCACAUGUGCUCCAAAUGUGGGAACCUGUUUCACAGCAAAGAGAGCCUGAGAGCCCACGAAAAAGUCCACAGUCUCAGCUACGGCAGGAAAUCCCAGAGCAAAUGCAGACCCAGUGAUGAUGAGGACUCCCCAGCUGCUAAGAGGCGUUUCCUUGACUACUUCAACCUUCAGCCUGCUGAGGGACAGACCCUGGAUGAAGAGGAAAAACAGGAGAAAAAGAUUCUGGGUCAAAGAAUCCCAGAGCUAGAUCCAGUUUGCAGCUACCAGGCCUGGCAAUUAGCCACUAAAGGAAGGGUUGUGGAGCCUGUGGAGCCUAGUUACAAGGCCUCUUACGGGGGAGGAAGCAUGGGGGAAGAGGCCCUCGCCGGAGCUACUGUGGUUUUUGAAAAGGAGAGCAGUCGAUAUGUCCUGCAAGGUCAGGAGAAACGCGGCCCGGGCAGACGCAGCAGCUCUGGGUUGGGAAGCCACACCUCUUCAGGGGACCGGACACCAGAGAGCCUCAGUGACUCGGAGUACCGACCUUCAUCUCGCCAGGACAGGCGGCGCCCGUCGCAGUCACAAGCGUCCACGAAGUCCAACGAGUGCUUUGAGUGCGGGAAGGUGUUCCGCAGUCGCCACCAGAUGAUCGUCCACCAGCGAGUCCACAGGAAGGAUGGAGGCAGGGCAUCCGUGGGGGACAAGGAAAGAACUUCCAGCAGAGACGACCGAUGGGGCUCAACAAGUGAUCCAGAGUCAGGCUCUCCCAGCCGGCCCAGCACUCCAGGGUAUGGAGACUCUCCGCCAGCCUCCACCCUUGUAGACCAGGCCUCAGAGAUGGGUACAUCAAACUCUGGUGAGCUCACAGAUGACAAGCCUUACAUCUGCAGCCUGUGUGACUUUGUCACCGCAGAGUCACAGGCCUAUCUGACCCAUGUUCGUGUUCAUCACCCCGCUGCCUCCAAAGACAGUCCCCGGCCCACUCCCAGCCCCAGCUCCAGCUCCAGCUCAGGCAGAGGCGCCUCUGGUGGAUAUCCCAAACUGAAGAAAGCUCUUCUUCAGGGGCUGAACAACUCCGCGUCGCCUCCUCCUUACCUUUCAGCUCGAUCCUCUCCGCUCGAUCCCAGCAUGGCCCCCGUGGAUCUGUGCGUGAGGGAGGAGGGCAUCAGGGGCCGGGCCUCCUCAACUUCAGACGCGAAAAGCCUCCCUAGCCACAAGUGCUCCUUCUGCUCUCACUCCACCCGUUACCCAGAGGUGCUCUGGAUGCACCAGACUGUGGCUCACCGCAUCAACAGCAGCAGCUCCAAUCUGGCUCCUAAAUGGGCUCUUAAAAACAACUCAAAGGGCUCCAGGGACAGCUUGUUAUCCUGCAGGAGACGCACUGGACCUCCGCCAGUCCUGGAAGGGAAGGAGUGUCAACCUCUGCCUCCACUGAUGCGCGGCCAACGCACUCAGCCUCCGACCGGCCCCAGUGAGGUCCCGAAGAAGAGCAGGCCAGCCACCGUUGCAGCCACGCCAUCAUCGUCCUCGUCAUCCUCAUCCUCAGCGUCAGCGUCGUCCUCCACACUAUGCACUUCUUCAUCUAGGGGCUCUUUAGCCACCUCACACAACCAGGGCGGGAGAGUCCCUGUGCGGCCCGGAAGCAGCGGCGGCGGCGGCAGCAGCAGCAGCAGCGGCAUGAAACACACCGAGGACCAGAGUCAUCAGUCUCGCUUCAGGCCCAAAGUGGAUAUGUACCCCCGGGGAAGCUCGGCGUCAUCUUCUAGCUCACUGGAGAAGAACACCGGCGCCCUCUCUCGCUCCUCGGCCCCGAGUCCCAGCGCCGCUGCGGGUUCAAGGAUGACCGAGCGCUACUUGAUGCAUCAAGAGGGUCUGGGGUUCAUGCUGUCCAGCAAGCACGGCCUGGCAGAGUACAGCCGGGCCAGGGGCUCCCCCCAUCAGCCGCUUCCCAACUCCCACAGCCAGGCCAGGGCUAACACUACGAGGCCCAGCGCCAUCACCCACAGUUCAGCAGCAGGCCACAACUACGGCGCCUCCCAGGCACAGGGAGGCACUCUGCACAGUUCUGCCUCCCCUUCCUCCUCCUCCUCCUCCUCCUCUUCCUCCUCAUUACCUUCGGAGGCCCGCGGAGACGUUAAGCAGGAGCCAAUCGCAGAGACGCCAGAGAUGCCAACCGACGUUCUCGGCUUCCUCAAAAACUACAGCCCGCACGAGCUGGCCGCCCUGUACCACCGCUGGGGUGCAGCCAAUGCCCUGCUGGAUCCCACUGGAAUGCUGAGGUCCCUCAUGCGGCAGGGCCAGUAUUUCUGCCACGAGUGUGGGAAGAGUUUCAGUCAGCCCAGCCACCUGCGCACUCACAUGAGAUCCCAUACAGUUGGGUUUGAUUUUAACGGACUCCACAGAGGUACUGACGCUCACACCACCGCUUCUGAAGCUCCCAAACAAGGGAGAGGCCAUUCUGCUGCCAGCUCUGCCCAUACCGAGCCUCUCAGAAAGGGAACCUAAAGACGCACGUCCAGAGCGUCCACCAUAUGCCUUUUGACAACAGCCAGUACCCCGACACCAGGAGCUUGCUACUGAGCCAGGAGGAGCAAGGAGCGCUGGCUGACAAACACCCAUCCACACCACAACAAUAAGAAACUCUAAAGACAGCUGGACCUGAGGACCACCCGAGUCAGGGAAUCACACACAAAAAACAAAAAUCCAAGAUUGUGCGAAAGUGAGCUUCUCCUCUCCACCCGAUGUCAUUCAGUGACUUUAGAAGAAUUUUCUACUGUGAAGGUUCUUGUAGUUUUUCAUUUUUUUCUUUUCUUUUUAAAAAAAAAAAAAAAUCAGUAAGAGACUUAUUUAUAGUUAAAAUUACAAAGAAGGCCUGCGGCGGAAAAGAGUGUCUUGUGAUGAAGAAGGAAGUAAGUGUCUCCACAGAAGGAAAAGGUGGUCUUCUUUAACAGGAAGCCGCCGUGAAGGAUUCCUGAAUACAGAAGCCCUCAAAAAGUGAAAGAGUUGCCUCUUGCUGCCGAUUUGGAGGUACCGCCCGAGAAAAGUGUCCUAGUACAGCUUUAUAGGAGAAGUCGACGUCUUUACGUAAAGACAUUGUACUCGAGGACCGUGGCGUCGCGCGGCUGCUGUAGUUGCCCCGUCAACACUUUUGUUUUUCCCCCCUGUUUUUCUUCUUCUUCUUCGCUUUAUUGUACGUGAGAGUUUGAGUGCAUUCCUCAGGGCGCCAAUCAUCAACCCACAGCAAGAGAGGACGCUGUGCGGUUCAUCAACAGACAACCGGCGACAUGGCGAGUGGGUCUCCUCUGGGUUCUGCGUCUUUCUUUCGGCCUGUGCAUGCGUGUGUGCGUGCUCCGGCGCGUUAAACUCACUUCCCUCCACUUUCGCGGUGUUAACGGUGGGAAUGCAGUGACCGUUCUGAGGCUGCGUAGACGCUGAUUAGAAGGAGAGAGAAAGAUGGAGAGAGGCGGGGGAGAGACAGAGAGAGAGAGAGAGAACGCUAAUGGGGGUGUCUGCUUUAGUGCUCAUUAAAAAAAAAAAAAAAAAAAAGCUUGCGUUUUUAAUAGCCAAUAUAAAUGAGUGUACCAUUUUUAUGGCCAUUCAAUUAUUGUCCAUUUAAGAGGAAGGGAGCGGGCGGAGUUUUCCGUCAUAACCUUUCAUGUUAGAGUGUUUUGAUUUUAAAUUAGACUGACUCCAUAACAGUGGGAGUGGCAGGAACAUGACAUCGACUGCACAGAUUUUGCACUGGCAAGCCCCUCAAAAUUAAUAUUUGGGACCAAAAUCAUCUUCUGUUGGACUUAGGCUACAAAAUACUUGUAUAAAUACUGGAAAUGAAUGCCACUGCCUUGCAGUAGCUUGACAGACUUCACCAUCCGGUCGUAGCUCCCUGUCAUUUAACAAGUUGCGGUUUCACGGCAAAGGAGGAGGCGCCACGGACCAACUACCGAAAAGAUAAUAGAAAAACAAAACCGUAUCAGCUAGCGUGGCUCAUGCAAAACAAAACAAAAUGUCUCACCUACCUUUCACAUGUUUAGUGUGGAAGAACACCCUUUGGAAGCUGUCACAUGGUGGGGGGAUGGUUGAAAAAGUCUGACAUGCUUUGUGUCUUUGUGUUGUCAGACGCGUAAACCAGUUGUCGACCAGACAUUGCAAUGCUAAUUUUUGGUAUUUUUGAACCCGACGAGGGCCUUUUUUUGGUGGAAAACCAGUCAAAUUGCAUUUUUUUUUCACCUGCUAAAUAUCGGAAAGACUCUAAAACUUAGAUAAUUGCAUGAUCUUCUUUGUCUUCUGUCUUUGCGCUAAGCUAAGUCAGCUACCUGGCAAUACCUGACAGACGCACAUGACAGCAGUGUUGCUCUUUCCCUCUAACUUCUCGGCAACAAAGUGAAGCCUUUAUGUUUCUCCCCAGACCGUACGCCAGGUGGAUUUGUUUAACAGAUAAAACAUACGUAUAAUUGAACGCAUCCACUAUGUAUUAGCGUGCUCGUCGGACAUGCAAACACCAGAGCUGAUUUUGUUACUGGAACACUUAAGCAGACUUACGUGGCAAACUCCCAUGCCGUGGGUUCAAUUCAUUUGAAUGGCGGUUAAGAUUUGCAUCCUAGGAGGACGGAGUGAGUAGGUCAGAAAGAGGGAGAUAGAGAGCAGCCAGCGGUCAGGAGGUCAGGAGGUCAGACUUCAGAGAGUUCAGGGAUAAAUACACAAGUUGGAAGAUAUUUUGAAGCCUUUUCCAUGUCACAGCCUCAACACAGGUGUGUGUGUGUGUGUGCUAGGUGUGUUUGUGCAUUCUUUACAAACCUGUGUACGGUAGUUUCGGUGUAUGCUCGCUGCUCCUUCUAGAUGCUUCGUAUACUAGGCUACCUCCCUUCCUAUGAAUUCAAGUGUUUUGGCUGGAAAAUGAUUGAAAUUCAUGCUUCAGCCUGUUGGGAAAAAGCAAAAUCAGAGAGCAAGAGCGAAACGGCCGUUUCUUAGAUUACGACUUCACACCGGCUAAAGAUAGUGGUGCAUACAGAGUACUGUUCUUUCCACCUGUUUUAAAUCCUCCUUUCUUAUUUUUCUUUCUUUUUCUUUUUUUACAUGAACACAUGAUGUAAAGGUUGCUGGUUGUUUAGUUAUGCAUACAGUAUCGUGUGCUUGAAUAUGCCUAAUAAUACACAAAUGUGUAUAUUGAAGGUGUGGGUAGUGAAAAUACUUGAAAUGGAUACUCUAGCCUUUGAGGUAGUGUAGUACUAAUACCAAUGUUGUACAGAAUUCCCUUUAAGAUUAACUCCUCAGUUACGAAUUUGUACUCCGAAGUGUGACUUAGAAAACGUAUGAAGCGUAUGGAGUGUAUGUAAAAUAAAGUGUAUAUCUGUAAUCCACUCUUACCAAACCCUUUAUAUACAGCAGUAGAAACCAAAUGGCAUUACUAGUGCACUUAGACUAGGUUAGUGCUUUAACAAUUGUCAUUUUGUCCUGUUCUAGGUAAGGUUUCUUUGAGAGUUUUUUUGGGUUUUUUUUUGUUUUUUUUAAACGGUGCCGGCUAACACACUUUAAUGUUAUUUCUGGUUUAGACGCUUUCGUUGUUGAUUCCAUAGAUUUAAAUGGCAAAUGACUUGUUCUGUGACAGUUGUGCGGCACAGCUUUUUAGCUACUUUUCCUUAAUGGGAAGUCGGAUAAUGUGCUAGGUGCUGCAGUGCUUUUUUUUUGUUUUUGUUUUUUUUUUUAAAGAUGGUAAGAGUGUGUUUUUAGUCUUUCUCUUCGCUAAACUGUAGGAUUUGUUCGGUAGCUAGUCACGGCUGCCCUCCCAGAGGGGCUGGCAGGUGUUGUUUUUUUCUCUUUGGUUGGGUUUUUAUCAUGCCUCUUAAUUUGUAUUGUUUGUGUCCGUAUUGCGUUAUUAUUAUUAUUUUUUUAAUUUGUUAUGAACUUGAUUAAUUUACUUAGAAGACAUUAUUAUUCCAAAUGUAUUUGGUUGAUAUCUGUAUUUAUUAUCACUUCAAAAAGGAUAAGAGGACGGAGGCAGACGGGAUUGUUGCUUUUAAUUUGAUUUUCCUGGGGUGUCGUUGCUGUUUUUUUUUGUUUUGUUUUUUUUUUGUUUCUUUUUGUAUACUGUGUAGUUUUCAAGCCAGCAAGCCGAUGUGAAAGCUCUACCUCGUCUGAGCCAUUCUCAGUUCUGUUACACUUUUGUACAUCAUUUCAAAAAGAUGUAAUGUCAUGUCCACAAUAAAGACACACAAAAUGGCACCUGUUGGCGCUGUUUCA